UUAAAACGAAACGAAACGAAACGCAACGUAUAUUUCAUAUAAGCCAAUAAAAUCACCAUUCUAUUCUAUCUGCCUAUUAUUUUUACCAAGCUUUUCAUUUUUCCUCUCACUCUCACGGAUUUGGUAACGCUCAUUUCUUUUUCCAGUCAAACUACCAAAUAUUUAUUAAAGUGCACUAUGAGCACAGAGACUAGAAUUUCAGCGAUAGAUAAAAAGUCAGUGCAUCGCAUUUGCUCUGGGCAGGUAGUACUUGACCUAGCUAUAGCAGUCAAAGAACUUGUUGAAAACAGUAUAGAUAGUGGUGCAACAUCUAUAGAAAUUAAAUUAAUAGAUUAUGGGAAAACUUGUAUUACAGUGAUUGAUAAUGGUAGUGGUGUUCUUGAAACAGAUUUUGAGGGACUUGGAUUAAAACAUCAUACAUCUAAAUUAAGAGAAUUUUCUGACUUGUUAGAAGUAGAAACCUUUGGAUUCCGUGGAGAAGCAUUAAGUUCACUCUGCUCUCUAUCCAAAUUGAAUAUUGUAACAAGACAUUUUACAUCGCAAUAUGCUUUUGAUUUGUAUUUUGAUAAAAAUGGCAUUCUAACAAAAAAGAAAGAAUGUGCAAGACAGCAAGGCACAACAGUACACGUUAGAGACAUAUUUAAAAAUUUGCCUGUAAGAGCAAAUGAAUUUGAAAGAAACAUAAAAAAAGAAUUUGCUAAGAUGAUUCAAGUUUUAUAUAGCUACUGUUUAGUUUCAACUGGUAUAAAAAUUGUUUGUACCAACAGCUUGGGAAAUAAAUCACCUAAUGUUGUAGUGGCUACUAAUGGAGUAAAUAAUGUACUAGAUAAUAUUACAUCAGUAUUUGGCAGAAAGGCACGAAAAAAUUUGAUUGAAGUACCAAUGCAACUACCUAAUGAAGAAAUUUUAGAAGAAUAUAAUUUGUCGAAGGAUGUAUUAAUAAAUUUUACAUGGACAUGUUUUGUCAGUAGUAGCAAUCAUACUCUUGGCCGAUCUUCACCAGAUCGACAGUUUUUUUAUGUAAAUGGUAGACCUUGUGAUCCCACAAAAAUCAACAAAUUGAUUAACCAUACAUAUCAUAAAUAUAAUAACAAACAAUAUCCAUUUGUCUUCUUAAAUAUUCAACUUGAUCAAAGUUGUGCAGAUGUUAAUGUUACACCAGAUAAACGAACAAUAUUAUUUACUGAAGAGCAAUUGCUUCUGGCAACUAUCAAGUUUAGUUUUGAUAAAGCAUGGUAUGAUAUUCAAGGUACUUUUACUGUUAAAACUUUAGAUCAGUUGAAUUUGCAAAGUUAUAAGAGAAGUAUUCCAGAUUCUAUAGAAUAUCACCCUCCAAUGAAAAAACCACACAUUGAAAAUUUAAAACAUAAACCUAAUAUAAAUAAAGAUUCAUGUUCAGUAUUAGAAAGCAUAAAGACGAAACUAAAUCUUAACCAUAAUGAAAAAAGUACAGUUACUAAAGGGACUAAUGCACAGGUAGUUUUAAUAAAAGACAAAAUAAAUAAUUAUCAAUUCAAACAAAAUUAUAGCCAUCAAGAGGAAAAUGGUAGAGAUCUAAAAUAUGAAGCAAAAAAUGAUACGAACAUAUAUAACGAUUUAGAAUACAGAGAAGAAUUGAAUAUUAAAAAUGAACAAACAGAAAUCUUUAAAAAUCAAAAUGAUAAGCACAUUGACAAUAAAAUAAUUUUGAAAACUAAAUUACCAGAUGUUGAAAUGAUUAUUAAUUUUGAAAUUAUAAAGAAAAAAUUAAAAGAAUCCAAAGAGAUACAACAUUCUAAGCAAAUAUUAGAAAAUAGAGUAAAAUAUAAAUCACAUUUAAAUUCUAAAACAUGCGAUAUUGAAAAAGAAUUAGAAAAUGAAUUGAAAACAGGAUCAUUUGAAAAGAUGCAUAUCAUAGGCCAAUUUAAUUUAGGUUUUAUUUUGACAAAACUUGAUAACGAUAUAUUCAUUAUUGAUCAACAUGCAAGCGACGAAAAAUACCGUUUUGAAAAAUUGUCUAAUGAAACAAAAUUGAAAACCCAGAAACUAAUUAUACCAAAACCACUUAAUUUUGCUACUUUAAAUGAAUCAAUUCUCAUAGAAAAUCAAUAUAUAUUUGAAAGUAAUGGUUUUACAUUCAACAUAAAUCAGAAUGGUGACCCUGGUCACAAGAUAAGCCUUACAGGAAUGCCUGUUAGUUUUGGAUGGCAGUUUGGACAAGAAGAUAUCGAAGAAUUAAUUUUCCUUAUUAGAGAAGGUGGUAAUGAUGGUACCGGUAGCAAUAUUAUUCCUAGGCCUAGUAGAGUACAACAAAUGUUAGCAUCGAGAGCUUGUCGAGGUGCAGUUAUGAUAGGAAAAGCUUUAAAUUUAAAUGACAUGAACAGAUUAUUAAUGCAAAUGGGUCAAAUGAAAAAUCCUUGGAACUGUCCUCAUGGAAGACCAACUCUUAGACAUCUAGUAUCCUUAACAUUUUUAAAUAAAUAAAUAUUCUUCCAAUUUACAAUUCAUAAAUCACUAUAAUUAAAAAUUUUUAUGACAAAAUGUUCGAUAACAUUUACUUAAAACUAAUUUAUUGUAGUAAUAAUUAAAUUCUCGAUUUGUAUAAAAAAA
Phymastichus coffea is the source of this 2589-nucleotide messenger RNA. RefSeq names its product mismatch repair endonuclease PMS2 (gene Pms2). Gene Ontology annotation, cellular component: MutLalpha complex. NCBI's taxonomy places the organism in Eukaryota, Metazoa, Arthropoda, Insecta, Hymenoptera, Eulophidae. The transcript is spliced from 5 exons. The record is from RefSeq and is a predicted model, not a curated record. The coding region runs from base 178 to 2463 and encodes 761 amino acids. Gene Ontology annotation, molecular function: ATP hydrolysis activity; ATP-dependent DNA damage sensor activity; ATP binding. Gene Ontology annotation, biological process: mismatch repair.